Molecule: messenger RNA, 1467 nt
Organism: Paramecium sonneborni
Lineage: Eukaryota; Ciliophora; Oligohymenophorea; Peniculida; Parameciidae
Source: the annotation of a GenBank genome assembly
AUGAAUAAAUAUACAUUAAAUUUCAAAGAUAAAGAAAUUGAAUCUAAAUAUCAAAACAUAACUUAACAAAAUUUUAGAAUGUUUACUCUUAAUAUUAUAACAUUAGGACUUCUUGCUGUAGCAUUAACAAAAAUUUUAGAAAAUAUUUUAGUCCAGGAACUUCAAAAUAUAUACAAAUAUUGUUUAUUCAUUACCUACUUGUUAAUUCAAUAUGGAAUUGUGAAAAAACAUACCAAAUUUAUUAGAGUUGCUUUAAUCAUACUUAACCACUUUAUAUCAUUAUUUUUUAGUCUCUAGUUAUCAAAAUAAGAUGAUUCUUACAAUAAUUUCCUUAUAGGAGCUAAUGUAAUGGGUGCAAACUUUUUAAUGUUUAUUUCAGGAGAGUUUUUGGAUGCAGCUAUCUCUGUAAUUACAAUCAGUAUUGUAAGAAUCAUCCUAAUUUAAAUUCAAACCAAUUAAAUACUUUUCUCUACAAUCGUGAGUUCUGUACUUAUUGUGAUCUAUACAAUUCGUUAUAUGUACCAUUAUCAUAAAGCUAUUCGUAAUCAAUAUUUAUUAGCAUUAAAUGAUUCUCAUUGGGAAAAAAUUUUAAACUCCAUUGCCUUCAAACAACCUUAUGUAAUUUUGUCUUUUAUAGACGAUACAAUCUAAUUUAAUCUUAAAUCAGAAGCACAAUGUCAUAAAUUUUUUAAUAGAUAAUUUAAUGGAUCAACUUUUAUUAGAGAUUCUGUAUAUAAAGGAAUCAAAUUGGAAAAUUUCUUGUUUAUGUAAAUAAAGAAGUAUAGAGUGGAUAGAGCAUCUGUUUUUAAUAAGACUUUAGUUGUGGAAUACUUCAAAAAAUUAAUUAGAAUAGAAUGUUCAAUUUAUUAUGGAAACAAACCAACGAUAUUGCUACUAAUGAGAGAUUUUUUAAAUGAAAAAAAACCAAAUACAUAAAUUUAUGAAUAAAGACAUAAGAAUUUUAUAAAGCUUUUGCUUAAAAUUUUAAGUCAUAUAGAUAGGUUAUCAUCUUUUAAAUGUAGGGUUAUUGAAAGAAAACUUUUAAUGUUGCAAUUGUAUGAAGAUCUUAGACUCUAAAAGUUAAGGGAAAGCGAAAUCAAUUUUUAUAAUAUAACAUAAAUUUUGCACAAUUUAUAUUCUCAUAUGUCAAUUAAAGCUUUUGUUUAUGGAAAUAGUAAUUUGAAUACUAUUUCAAAUAUUUUCUUGCUCAUAAUGUUAAUAGUUGCUGAGAAUUCAAAGGGGUCAUUUCUUUCUAUAAAUUUAAGAAAUGAGGUAGAAAGUUAGAAAUGGCUUCAAUUUUCAGGUAAUUUCGAAAUAUUAAAAGUAAAGAAAACAUUAAAAUAAAUAUCAGAUUAUAUAAAAUUGAUUAUUUCAAAUGAGAAGAUAGAAUAAUAGAGUAUAUAAUUCAAUUUGAAUGAAUAAAUAUUAAUACCAUUUCAAUUAAAUGAAAUAAAUGCAAGUAGUUGA